GCAAACAACCACUGUGUCAUCUGGGGAUACUACUAACGUCAUCAACAACAUAACCCUCACAACAGCCAUGACCGACUCUGGCAGAGUCUACCACCGCUCAUGCACCGGACCAGCUCUCCAAACCGUCGAACAACACGCUCAAGACCAAGACAUCACCCUCUUCGCAAGCUGUUUUUGCCCAUUCGUACAACGCGUAUGGACUGCCCUUGAAUAUCUCGAGAUUCCUUACAAAGUGAGACAAUCUUGCCGCGAGUCGUACUUGAGUGAAGAGCAGACUGAUCGAGGGUGAU
Molecule: messenger RNA, 290 nt
Organism: Suillus discolor
Lineage: Eukaryota; Fungi; Basidiomycota; Agaricomycetes; Boletales; Suillaceae
Exons: 1
Source: RefSeq, a predicted model, not a curated record